Molecule: messenger RNA, 780 nt
Organism: Hymenoscyphus albidus
Lineage: Eukaryota; Fungi; Ascomycota; Leotiomycetes; Helotiales; Helotiaceae
Source: the annotation of a GenBank genome assembly
AUGGCGGGCGAAACCACCAUCUGGCAUCCAGCCAACAUCUUCUCAGACGAUCCCAUAGCACAAGAUGACGAUGACGAUGGCGAAUACUCGCUCAUCGUCCUCAACCAGCCCAUGGAAUUGAGCGCCUCUGUCUACAGCAAACUCUGGGAAAAUUGCACAUGUAAAGUAGCUGCAGACGGCGGUGCUAAUCGUAUUCACGACAUGAACGUGCAGAACCAAGACCUUCUAGAUGUGGACUUCAUCAUCGGAGACCUCGACUCGCUUCUUCCCCCCGUUCGAAAGUACUGGGAGGAUAAGGGUGCUCGGAUCAUUCAUAAUCCAGACCAAUACUCGACAGAUUUCACGAAAGCCGUGAAAGCCAUUUGGGCUCAAUCAAAGGCGAACCUUGUUGUGUUAGGUGGACUCGGUGGACGAGUUGAUCAAGGUAUCUCUGUUCUGCAUCAUCUUUACACCUUCCAAAAGACCUACGAUUCUGGGAAGAUGUUUCUUCUUUCAAGCGAGGGCAUUACAUUUGUGUUGAAAUCCGGAAAGCACAGGAUUCGGGCUCAGCAAGAACAUCCAGUCAUGAAGUUGGGCAAGAAUGUGGGCAUCAUUCCGCUCAAGGAGCCGUCUGUGAUAACCACCAAAGGCCUCGAAUGGGAUGUCACGGACUGGGAGACGGAAUUCGGAGGGCAGAUCAGUACCAGCAAUCAUGUUGUAGAGGAUUGGGUGACAAUUGAUACGACGAAAGAUGUUCUUUUCACAAUCGACAUUGAAAUUUUAUCUUUGAGUUCUACUUGA